This is a messenger RNA of Gallus gallus (chicken), 1162 nucleotides long. RefSeq names its product adaptor related protein complex 1 sigma 3 subunit (gene AP1S3). The record is from RefSeq and is a predicted model, not a curated record. Gene Ontology annotation, biological process: vesicle-mediated transport; intracellular protein transport. Bases 214 to 723 code for a protein of 169 amino acids. Lineage: Eukaryota; Metazoa; Chordata; Aves; Galliformes; Phasianidae. Gene Ontology annotation, cellular component: membrane coat; AP-1 adaptor complex; intracellular membrane-bounded organelle. Gene Ontology annotation, molecular function: clathrin-cargo adaptor activity. The transcript has 5 exons.
GAGUGCACAACUGGUGCCUGCAGAGUAAAAGGUCCUGCUUCCCUCCUGCCUCUGCUGCCCAGCGGUACAGUGCGAAGCAUCAGUACCUGUUGGUGUGACCUGAAGCCCUGGAGAAAGAUCAAGAGAAGCUCCUGGCAAACAGGAGGCUCUAAAGACAUACUUGGUGUGCUUGAGAAGGGGUUGGCAGGCGGUGCUUCCAUGUAGCAAAGGCAUAUGAUACUCAUCACAGAUCUAGAAGCUUGGCUGGAAGUGUUGGUUGAGAUACACUUUAUACUGCUGUUCAGUCGACAGGGGAAAUUAAGGCUUCAGAAAUGGUAUACGACCCUACCUGAGAAAGAGAAGAAAAAGAUCGUUCGAGAAAUUGUUCAGAUUGUUUUGUCUCGCAAUCAAAAAACAAGUAGUUUUGUUGACUGGAAAGACCUCAAGCUUGUUUACAAAAGAUAUGCUAGUUUGUAUUUCUGUUGUGCAAUAGAAGACCAGGAUAACGAGCUCCUGACACUAGAGGUCGUUCAUCGAUAUGUAGAACUUCUGGACCGAUACUUUGGAAAUGUGUGUGAGCUGGAUAUUAUCUUUAAUUUUGAAAAAGCUUACUUUAUUCUUGAUGAGUUUAUAAUUGGUGGAGAAGUACAAGACACUUCAAAGAGGUCUGCGGUGAAAGCCAUGGAAGACUCUGACAUGUUGCAGGAGACAGUGGAAGAGUACAUGAACAAACCUGCAUUUUAAUGUUAAAACUACCUGGAAAGAGAACUGCUGUACACACCUGCAAAAUGCAUUUGCUGAAAUUGCUUCCCAAUGUGCCAGAGAAAAACCAAAACCAAUAACUAACAGGGUUUGUUUGUAUAAUUGUCAAGACGAAGGUCAGCUGAUGUAGCGCAGGGUUUAACAGUUCUGUAUUUGCAUUACUCUGCGUGCAAGUUUCACAGAAUUGUUUGUACCCUUGCUCUAGUUUCUCUUUUCCUUGCUGGACUGAACACUUGUUUUGUAUUGCAUCUUUUAGCUACAGGUUUUGUCAUCAUAAAAUGUUGAUCUACCAGUACAUGGAAGAGGUAUUUCAACUAGUUUUGGUCCACUGCUGACCACAUGACUCUACUUUUGUACAAAUGUCAAUUAUUUUGAAUGUAAUGAUUAUUCUACUGUAAUAAUAAGUUUUUUUUCUAAACGA